UGGCCCAAGGCUGUCCAAUCCUGCUGCGUCGCAUGCUGGGGGGCCCGCGUCAAUCUGCGGCCCACCCCCUGCCCACAAGCCAAAGCGCUCUGGACUUCGUUCUCGUUUUCCUCAGCAGCAUCGCUCGCGGAACCUUGGCACCCUGGGCAGCACUGUUGUGAAGAGCCCGACGGGAAUGGCUUCGAGCAAGGCUUCAAGCAUACUCGUCGCGAUUUCAAGCAAGCCCGCCAUGCGUGAAUCCGUGACCGAUGACGAGAAAGUAGAGACGAUGUCUGGUCAAAUCGCAGCCUCAGGCUGAUACCACAGGCCCCCCAAGAAAAUGUCAGAAGACUAUGUCGUACAGGGCCCGCUUUUGGGCUCUGGCCUGAAUGGAGAAGUGCAAAUUGCAGCGAGCAAGCAACAUCCCUCGGGUCAAGAGUGCGCCAUGACGGCUUUCAAGCUUGCACGGGUAGCCCCCGAUGGGCGCAGAAUGUUGGUGUCGGAGGUUGAGGUGUUCGUAUCAUUGGGUCAUCCUCACGUUGUUCGGUUUUAUGACGUUCGCGAAGAACUUGAUAUAUUGUAUCUGAUCACGGGAUGCAUAGAGGGUGGCGAGUUGAUGGAUCGUGCAAUCGAGCUCAAGACCUUCAAGGAACAUGAUGCUGCACAUGCAGUUGACCAGAUGCUGCUGGCAGUGACCUUCACAGCCACGACAUGGCCCCUAGGGAUUGUAUGUUCGAAUCUUUCUUGAACAAUGCAUAGGACAGUAAUCACAUCAAGCUGGUUAAGUUCGGCUUCAGUGAUAUGUGCGACCCUAGCGUAAAGAUGAAGGUGAGCUGUUGGACGCUGUCAUAUGAGGCUCCAGAAGUGCUGCUUUACAGUCACAAAGACAAGUGUGAUCGAUUGAGCCUGGGAGUCAUCGCCAUUAUACUGCUAGCUGGUUGCACACCCUUCUCGGUUUCAGACGCAGAACAGCGCGGGAACAUCACAGCUGCCAAUUUUACUAUGAGGCCAGAGCGUUGGGGCAAGGUGUCAGUUGAGGGCAGGGACUUCACCUUUGGC
Prorocentrum cordatum is the source of this 1038-nucleotide messenger RNA. The record is from the annotation of a GenBank genome assembly. Lineage: Eukaryota; Dinophyceae; Prorocentrales; Prorocentraceae.